AUGCGACACGAAGAUCAGACAGCUUUUAAUCAAGACGUAUCAAAUACAUACGCUAUGGCCUCCGAAAAUCCAGAUGUGCUUCUUUCAAAGAUAGUUAAUGUGAUAAGAGCUGCAUCUUCAUUAGCUGCCCAAGAUGUUGAUUUUUACAGAAAUCUGGAUAGAGAUUUUAGUAAUAUUUUGCAAUCAAAAUCGAACAAGCUUACUGAAAUGGUGAAUGGAAUCGUCCAUUCUAUUGAUGAGCAUCAUGACUCUCUUGAACUAAAAGAGGAAGAAAUAAGUGAUUUAUGGAAAGAUUUUGGAAAUAUAAUGGACAACUUGUUGGAAAAGUCAGAUCAUUCGUUAGACAAUUUAAACCGCACUUCCAACUCCAAUAACAGUGCGGCCGAUCUCCAAUACUUGGGUGAUUUUUCAGGAAAGGACUCACAUCCAACAAAGAGAGUUGAGAAACCUCAGUUGAAGUUUAGAACACCAAUUGAUAACAGUGAAAGUCAUCCAUUCCUACCUUUACUUAAGGAGAAGCCAAAUGCUUUAAAGCCGCUUUCCGAUAGUUUACGGAUGAUUGAGACUGAAGAAAAUAGCCCCGGUCAUUAUCCUCACCCAUAUGAGUAUGAAAUUGACCACCAAGAAUAUAACUCAAGUAUCCUUCAAAUUAAACAAGAAAUACCCUCCAAAUCUUGGGAUGCUUCGGAACCAAUAUGGAUAGAUUCGAAGGCAAAGCUCGAUUCAAUGCUAGAGCAUUUAAAAAAUGCACAAGAAAUCGCUGUUGAUCUUGAGCAUCACGAUUAUAGGUCAUACUAUGGUAUUGUCUGCCUCAUGCAGAUUAGUACUAGGGAGCAAGACUAUUUAGUUGACACUAUUGAACUUCGCGAGGAUUUACAUAUUCUAAAUGAAGUAUUUACAGAUCCAUUAAUUGUGAAAGUAUUUCACGGUGCUUUUAUGGAUAUUAUUUGGCUUCAAAGAGAUUUAGGAUUAUACGUCGUUGGUCUGUUUGAUACUUACCACGCCUCUAAGGCUAUAGGACUUCCUAGGCACAGUUUAGCCUAUCUGUUGGAGAAUUUCGCCAAUUUCAAAACAUCAAAGAAAUACCAGCUGGCUGACUGGCGUAUAAGACCACUCUCAAAACCCAUGACCGCGUAUGCUAGGGCAGAUACCCAUUUCUUACUAAAUAUAUAUGAUCAGCUAAGAAACAAGCUUAUUGAAUCUAAUAAGUUAGCCGGUGUUCUUUAUGAAUCAAGAAAUGUGGCUAAAAGGCGUUUUGAAUAUUCCAAGUAUAGGCCAAUAACGCCCUCUUCAAAAGUUUAUUCUCCAACCGAAAAGGAGAAUCCUUGGAGAGUGUUGAUGUAUCAGUACAAUAUUGCUCCCGAGAGAGAGGAAUUAGUAAAAGCUCUAUAUGAGUGGAGAGACGUUAUAGCAAGACGAGAUGAUGAAUCGCCGAGAUUUAUCAUGCCAAAUCAGCUGUUGGCCGCGCUCGUUGCAUAUACACCCACUGAUGUUAUAGGUGUUGUUUCUCUGACGAAUGGUGUAACAGACCAUGUUCGUCAAAAUGCGACAAUACUGGCCAAUUUGAUCAAGAGUACACUAAGAAGUAUGAAGGACACUCAUAAGGAAAGCGCUGCAAUUGUGUCGUCUGAGCUUAAGUCCAAUAGCGCUUCGUUAGAAGCUAUCACAGUUCCUCAAAUUCGUAACAUUAUGGAUAGAUUUUCAGUAUUUUCCAGCAACAGCGUUACGGAGGAUCGAAGCAUGGAUAGUACUACAUCUUCCAUUCUUUUAGGUAAGAUUUUACCACAUGAAGAGGGUGAUGUUGUGUAUGAGGACAGAGGCAUACCGCAUAAAGUUGAGGUUGAAGAUGUGAGAGGCCGGGCUCAAAGAUUCAAUUCUGCAUUAGCAGCGUUGGAAGACAUCAAAUUUGAGGUAGAAAAGCCAGUCGACGUAGAAAAGAGCGAAAAGGUGAAAAUUGAAACUACACCUGAGCCUCAAACUAAAACCGAGAAUCCUGACGAAGUUAUUGUUUUGAAGAAAAAACAGAUACAUAAGAAGGAGGCAGCGAAAAGGAGUAGUGCGGCAGCCGAAGAAGCUGUUGAUUACUCUAAAAUGCCUGAUGUCUUAUCCAAUAAACCAGGGCAAAAUAAUAGGCAACAGAGGAAAAGAAGAUUCGAUCCAUCCUUUAACGAAAGUGAGGGACCAAGAGCUCCGAAAAAGAAAAGACCUACGACCAGGGGUAAGAACGUAUCUUUUAAAAGGUGA
Messenger RNA from Saccharomyces eubayanus, 2244 nucleotides. RefSeq names its product exosome nuclease subunit RRP6 (gene RRP6). Gene Ontology annotation, cellular component: nuclear exosome (RNase complex); nucleolus. The transcript has a single exon. Gene Ontology annotation, molecular function: nucleotide binding; 3'-5'-RNA exonuclease activity; nucleic acid binding. The record is from RefSeq and is a predicted model, not a curated record. NCBI's taxonomy places the organism in Eukaryota, Fungi, Ascomycota, Saccharomycetes, Saccharomycetales, Saccharomycetaceae. Gene Ontology annotation, biological process: TRAMP-dependent tRNA surveillance pathway; nuclear polyadenylation-dependent antisense transcript catabolic process; nuclear polyadenylation-dependent rRNA catabolic process. The coding region runs from base 1 to 2244 and encodes 747 amino acids.